AUGUCUGUCCGACCAAAGGAAGUUGACUGACCACAUUAAAUUUGAGAUUUAAAUAAGCUAAACAAAACGUAUCGUAUUCUCAGCUGAUAACAGAAAACAUCACACAAACACAAAGAAACCAAUGUGUCCACCGUCCAGAGUUUAGUGCUUCUUUUCUUUUAUUCUUAGCUAACGUAGUGUACUGUCUGCUCAAAUAGGUGCCAUUAUGAAUUAUUGUUUGUUUUUAUUGUUCCUGUUCCUAGCAAUUUUUUGUGGUAGUCAAGUUUCAGGUCGGUCAUACUAUGUACUGAGUAGCAGCGAAUCCAAUGAUUUGGAAACAGAAAUUUCAAAUAGGAUAAACCUGUUCGAAGAUCCCAAACAUGUUUUGUACAAAAUAGGAGAUGACGUCAUUUUCAGCGAAUUAAAGGAUGUUGAAACCAGCCCACCAACAACGCCUAGAACAACUUCAACUACACAUCCUUAUACGACGACAGCUACUACUACAACAACGACUUACCCAACUACAACUACACCAACAACGCCUUACACAACUUCAACUACAACACCCUAUACGACUACAGCUACACUACCACUACAACAACGAGUUACCCAACUACAACUACACCACCAACGACUUACCCAACUACAACUACACCACCCUAUACGACUACAGCUACCACUACAACAACGACUUACCCAACUCCAACUACACCACCAACGACUUCAACAACUUCAACUACAACAUCGCCUACAACUCGCCAUACAACUACAACAACGCCAAGACCUGGACCACCAAAUAUUAUAAUUAAAAAUUGCAUCAAAUGUAUAUUUUUAAAUAUAAAUAUGUAAUUUGAAUCUUUUGUAAUGGUAGAAAAUGGUAAAAUAGUAAAAAUUAAGCUUGUAUUUGAAUAACUAAAUGACCUGGUAAAGUAAUACCGUGCAAAAGAAAGCAUUUUUAUGUAAAUUAAGAGAUAAACCGUUUGUUUUAAAUAAAAUUACUUGAAUAUUU
Diabrotica virgifera virgifera (western corn rootworm) is the source of this 988-nucleotide messenger RNA. RefSeq names its product leucine-rich repeat-containing protein AAC1. The transcript has 2 exons. NCBI's taxonomy places the organism in Eukaryota, Metazoa, Arthropoda, Insecta, Coleoptera, Chrysomelidae. Bases 206 to 784 code for a protein of 192 amino acids. The record is from RefSeq and is a predicted model, not a curated record.